Cucurbitaria berberidis CBS 394.84 is the source of this 915-nucleotide messenger RNA. Its product is annotated as NAD(P)-binding protein. Lineage: Eukaryota; Fungi; Ascomycota; Dothideomycetes; Pleosporales; Cucurbitariaceae. Gene Ontology annotation, molecular function: oxidoreductase activity. The transcript has a single exon. The record is from RefSeq and is a predicted model, not a curated record. The coding region runs from base 1 to 915 and encodes 304 amino acids.
AUGACAAUCAAGAACGUCGCCCUCGUGGGCGGUACCGGAACGCUAGGUGCACCGGUCCUCAAGGCCCUCAAAGCGUCUGAGUUCAACAUAUUCGUACUCAACCGCCAAACAUCCAAAUCAGUAUAUCCGAAAACGACCGUCAUCACUGUUCCAGAUGACCUGGAUGUUGAUGCCGUGGCGCAAGCCCUCCGGGAAAACCACAUCGACGCUCUUAUCAUUACGAUUGCUGGAAGCCAUGUCGAAUCACAGAAGAAGCUCAUCGACGCUGCUUUCAAAGGCGGCGUGAAGCGAGUUAUGCCUGCGGAGUUUGGAAGCUGCGACUCCGCAGACCAGAAGACGAAUGAGAUUCUCCCGUUGAUGAAGGGCAAGAAAGUCGUGCGAGAUUACUUGGUGUCGCUAGAGGAUAAAGAGCGCGAGAUUGGAGAGGGCAAGCUGACAUGGACAAGCUUGAUAACCGGGCACUUCUUCGACUACGGUCUGACAUGCGGGCUGCUGAAGUUCGAUGUGAAGGGCCGCAAAGCGUAUAUUCUCGAUGGCGGGAACAUCAAGUUCUCUGGCUCGAACCUCGACUUCAUCGGCAAGGCGGUCAUCAAGAUUCUGGAAAAGCCACAAGAGUCGGCGAACAAGCUGUUGUACAUCCACAGCAACUAUGUCACGCAGCUUGAAGUGCUUGCCGCGCUGGAGAAGAUCACCGGUGACAAGUUCGAGAGGAUCGACCAACAGAGUCAAGCGGAGCUGGACGUUGUCAGGCCUAAAAUGUUGAAUGGCGAUAGAGAGGCGAUGGAGGAAGUUGUCGCAGUGUGGGGAGUUGUUGCUUCGGAUUGGAAGGACAAGGAAGGCUUCGCCAAUUCCACACUAGGGCUCUCGGAGGAAGACCUUGAGCAGACGAUCAAGAAGGUUUUAGCGGAGCUCUGA